CGCAAAGUCUCACUGGGGCAUUAUAAAAAACAGUUUAAGAAUUCAGUUUGAGUUAAACUUAUAGUGUGUUCCCCUUUCUUAUUUAGAUACUGUCUGUUUGUGUAGUAAUGUGGAUUUGCUUUUCAUUUUCAUCCGUUCAGGAGCGAGUAGUGAACUGUCAUGUGGAUGACAGGGGGAGUGUGCAAACAUGGACACAAGUGAAGACAUGAUACACAAGCCUCCUAAUCUCAGUGUUGCUCUACAAUGCUGUGGUUCAUAGGUUAAGUGUAAGAUUGGAGAAACAGGGUAAUGGCUAGCUCAUAUGAACGGGCCCAUCAAGGGUGGAAGGUGCCCUGCUAGGUCCGCAUUGAGUCUCAUGUAUGAAAUGGCCUUUUUAUAUGCUAUGAUCAACUGGUCAUGGGUCACCUCUCUCGCUUUCGUCCAAGCGCAAUCUCACUUCCUGUUCCCCUUCUCCCAUGGCCUGCAAUGGCAAAAAGUUACCAAAGGAAACACAGCAGAUAGCCAUCUUAGGCAGCGGGGGCAGGGGAUAUGGGCAUAAUGAUUAUCUGCUCUGAUGAUUUGAUGCUUCUUGUUGGGUCUUCUCAGAAUUGGGAACAAGUAGAAUAGGCACUGCAGUGUUUUAUAAGAAAUAAUCACUAGCCUAGUUUCAAAAUGAGAACUGUCUUUUGAGGUUGUGAUGUCUCACAGUAUUUCAUGUUCAUGCGCAAGGAACACUGGAGCACUAAAUGGCAGAGUCUCACUCGUACACACAAACACAUUCAGUUAUACGUGGGCAUGGUACGAAAUUCUGCGAUAUGCUGUCAACAUAAUCUACACAGAAGAUGAAAAAAAAAAAAAAACAGUUCCACUUUACAGAUUUUGGGGUACAUGUGCGACCCCUGGAGCCCUGUAGAUGUCAGUGUCUGGUGUUCAAAAGUUAGUGCACAUCAGUGUUAAAGAUUUUUAGAAUGAAUAGAAGUUGAGCUGUUGACCCAGACUCAUGCUGGCCUGAUGCACAGCAGGUCCUGGGACAGCUGAGUAGCCAGACCCAAGUGACACAACCACAGCUGUCUGAGACGUGCUGCUAGCUGUGCUGUCUGUGUGUCACAUGAACACAGUUGAGCAGUUGGACAACAUCAAGAGUCCCAAAGAGUUUGACCCCACUAUGAUUACAUGUAGUGAAUAAAUGAUAAUACAAUUAACAGGCACAUUGUCAGAUGUUUACAGUUAACUCAUUUGAAACUAUUUUAUUAGACUUUUUUAUAUGGAAUACAGUCUUAACAUUCAGUAGCUAGUGUGGUCUACUCAUACACAAGUUUACUGAUUUGUGACUGAAUGUCAGGACAUACUGUAUAAAGGCCUACAUAAAACAUUUUUCUGGUGUUCUAUUAACAGGUUAACUUGUUUUAUUUAAACUAGAGAUAGAUAGAUCAAUACUUUAUAGAUCUCGAGGGAAAUUCAGUACCCUUUCUCAUCAGUACAUAAAAACACAACUAAGCAUGCAUUAAACUAUGGUAGCUUGUAUCUCUGUACAGAAUGAAUAAGCAUUUUUCCCACCCUAAUUCCCUUUUGUAGCUAUUUUUAAUGUCGUUUAGUGUGUAGACAGCGUUAGUUAUUUAGAAAUAUGUUGCACCUCUCUCGGUAAAUUGCUUAUCUGUACCUUCCCAUGGUGAGAGUCUGAUUCACAAACCUGUCUAAACAGGUAGACGCUCAUCAGUGAAUAUUACAAGAAGCAGCAAAUUAAAUUCUUAGAAAAACCAAGUCAGUGUGCAACACACAAACACACACACACACACACAAACAAACUUAGCUUCAACUUAACUCUCCUUCACAUUGUGUUUGUAGUUUGGCAGAAUGUUUCUAGAACGUGUUAUGUCACGGGAUUACGGUCACAGGAGACAACAAAGGUGGGUGUGACCGACUGACUGUGCCUUGUCAUGCUGAAGGUAAAUUUUGUGGAAAUCUGGAGGGUGUGUCAGUACUGUGAACGUGCUUGUGUGCACGUGUCUGUCACUGCCGCUCCAACACACAAAGGAUUGGGCAGGGAGCUUGUUCGCUUUGGUCUUGCUAACGGCAACAGAGUCUGAGAGUGAAACUGAAAAUGAAAUUUGUUGUUCAUUUUGCUCAAAUUAUCACUCUGCAAUGAUAAAUCCUAAUGAUUUUGUGUGGCGCAGUUUGACCUUUCCCCGAGUUUCAGCAGUAGCAGUUUUUCAUAAAAUUUAAAAAUUACUGUUUUGGUGGAUUGUGAUAACCUUUGCAGCUUCUGGUCUGCUGUAAAUACCUAAAGUGAAAUUUGUGCACUUUAUGUUGAGCUCAGCACUUGUGCGGCUUGCCGAGCAAGUUAGGCUGUUCAGUGAAGGAGUAGAGAGAAGGAGUGCUCCAGGCGACACCACGAGAGAUCCCAUAAUCUGAAAAUAGUGUUGUCCUUCCUGGGUUCAAGUUAUUUUACCAGCAACUGGAGAUGCUCACAUACUUCCACACACCAGUGUCUGACAUAUCACAGUCACACAUAAAAAACUAGAUAGAUACUUCCUAAGGAUCCUUUUAGAUGUCAAAUGCUGGCAUGAAGAUGCCUGUGUAGCUGCCUCUGUCUCACUUCCAGAGACCUCAUGAAUAGACGGUAUGCGUGUGACGUUAUCGUAUACAGACGUUACCAUGGUUACUGCACCUUGUGUGAAUGAUUUUCAGAUAUGUAAUGAUGUCAGUUACCAGCAUCUGCUAUCAAACUGUGCUGGUUGGGGUUCCUAGCCCUUAUAUGUGUUUAUGAACACGUACGUACAUAUUAAUGUGUAUUUCUAGCCACAAUUUGACUGCCACGGAGCACUGUUUACGCCGUGCUUCAUAAAGACUGUUGCCAGUUCGGGACACAAGCAGACAUAGCAGAUUUGUAUUGCCGCCAAGUGCUGGUGAGGGUGAUUGUAGAACGUCUCAAAGUGACGUCAGCACAUACAGUUUAGCAACUCGUUAGCCUAAUUCAUUAUAGCUGCUCCUGGAAGGACAUCCCCUGUCUCGUAUGCCCAGCCUCUGCUCCAACUCUAACCGCAUCUCACUGACACAGUUUGUAAUGGCAAUCAAACACUCUGAAGAGUUAAUUAAAUAUAGCUUGCCCUUCAGUUUUUCCUUUGGACUUGGUGUUCAUUUGGGUGGCACAUUCGUGCCAAUAUUACAGGCGGCUUUGCUUUAUUGUUGCCUAUCGCAUUGUACUGUAUGACUUGGCAUUAAAUGCGUUGUAUGGGUCACCAGUCUUAUCUUAUGGCCUAUGCAACAAUAUCACAGCAUUUACUUUAAGCCAGAUGAGUGAUUAACAGCCAGUCACGAGGUGUUCCUGUAGUUUGUCAUGUUGGUUUAAAAAAUAGGCUAUGACUUCCACUGCAGCAGUGAAGUCUCCUCUGGUGAAUCAUGUCUUUAUCCUGACUGUGUCUCUUACUGGUGCACCCUAUACUGAAACUGAUUUGGAUGCAGAGUAAUGCCCUAAAAUAGGCCAGCCUGGCUCACAAUAGGCUGCCAUUAAUAAAUAAGACUGUCAACAGCUACGGAGAGGAAAUCAGACCAGCAACUGACUGUUACAUGAGGUGUCAUUUAACAGGUGUCGUGUCACUGUUGAAGCAAUCCCAGUUUGUUCUCCUUCUUAUCUUCUUGUCUUCUCUUUAGGGAGAUCUCUGCAUCUUUUUAAAACACAUUUUCUGUGUCUUUGCAAGCUUUUGGGCUUUAGGUGUACAUUUGCAUUAAAUAAGUUUGAUGUCAUGUGUAAUUUACAAUCACGAUCCUGCAUAUUUUCACGGGCUGUAGUGGUUUUAUUGUGCUGUGCUAUUUUCCAACCCAGUCUUCAGGUUUAUACAGAAUUAUGUUGAAAGUUGUUCCCUUUGAUUUCCUGUAAUUCAAUAGCAGUGGGUAAAAAUAUUUGUGGGGGCACAGGGCAGCAGAAACAUUAGAAGCAUAGCUGCAGCAGGAAGUAGUCUUUGAGUAAAGUACCCAAGGCAGAUUUAACAGUUUACCAGGUCUUCAGUCUAAGAUGCAGCUUAGAGGGCUUCCAUGUUGUUGUUUUAUCCAGUGCAGUAAACAAGAGUGAGAUAUUAAUAAUUUAGAUAUUAAUUUGGCUGGAACUCAUGAGGUGCAGUUAACUAACAGCUGAGAUAAGCUGAGGUUAUAAAGCAGGUCAGCAAUGAAAGCUCUGUUGUAUGAAGUUGAAGCUCCCUAAAGGGACAAAUCUCUGGGAUUGCUCUAGUUUCAAAGGUCGUAUGUUUGGGUCAUGUCUCCAAACAGAACCACUGACCUCCUCUGACUUAAAGCUGAGAUCAGCCUGGAGAGGAAUGUAGGUUGUCACCAGAGCUAUUUUGGCAAUGUACAGCCGCUAAUGAUUGUGAUCACAGAGCAGAGCUCGGAGCAGUUGCUUUGCUUUCCUUUUUUCCUACCAGCAAGUUUGAUCAUGCAGCUCUCACCAGCCCUGCAGGGAUUAGAGAGUUAAACGAAUGGCACGUCGGCUGCGCUUGCAUUUUGCGUCAAGGAGAAGCAACACGGACCCUCUGUCAGAAAGCCUCAGCAGCCAUGGUGAGGAGAGUGGAGUCAGUGUGCCAGCUCAUAGCCCCACAGAGAUUCUGGCGCACAGCUCUGUCCACUUGAAGGUGACUCCUCUGUCACCAGACUAUGGUAAUUUACAGCGAUACUCUUCAGUAUUCAUACCCAGGGUUAACACUGGAGGAUGUAAUAAGAAGAGCAUUCUGCAGAUCUCGCUGCAGCCCUGUGGGAAGGGCAGUGGAGAGCUGGAUGGCAGUAUAGAGGAUGGAGACCCAGGGGGCAGCGAAGGAGGAGCAGGUAGUGGUUCUGACGGAGGCUCGUGCAGCAGCAGCAUGGCCAGCGAUGCUGGGUACUGUAGCAGUAACAGCAUCUUUGAGCCAGAGGCUACAGAAAAGCACCGGACCACCCAGGAGAGGAGUCUACUCUGCCGCCAGUCCAAGGUCCCACUGAGACGGUGCUCGUCCUUGGUUAUAUUUCCAAAGAGCCCCUGCAGCACUCCACCGGCUUCUCCAGUCAGUCCCGUGGCUCUACCGGCUCUUCCAUCAGUGAGGGGGUCUCAUCAGUCAUUUCUUCAGACAUCUUCCAAUGAAUUUACACAAGAUGAUGAGGAAUUAAAUUGCAAAGGGUCCACCCCCACUGCAGCAAGUGGCCGUCGUCUCCCUAAAGGAGGCUGUUCAGCCGAGUCCAGAGACACCAAACAUAUGGUGCAGUUUAAUAUUCCUCUACAGGAUGAACCAAAAAGCAAAAUGGAAGACAGGAGUAAAAUAAUAGAACUGUCAUCAGCUACAGACAGGUCGAAUCGUCACUCUAGCUGCUUGCUGCUGCACUUUGCCCACCAGAGACCAAUGAUAUCCGGGAAGGGAGCUACAACCACAGCCACAGUCAAUGUGGGAUAUCCUGAGGCUCCUAACCCAGCCGCACACCAUGAGGGUGAACAUGACCCUCACAAAAAACUCUAUCGUAGUACCUCUGCUUGUUUGUUCUCCUCCACUAAACCGUCAGAGAAAAAUCAAAAGGUCUGUUCUUCAGAAAAGGGCCAGGAAAUGUCUGAGGAAAACUAUUGUCACCGUGCUAUACAAAGGAGCUUUUCCCUGGAGGUUCCCUAUGCUAACACUGGAAUUUCAUGUCACGUUUCAAAUCCAAAACUCAGUAGCCCUUGCUCCCCACAUGUGCACAUUCAUUUGUCUCCUUGCGUCCCAGCUAAGUUGCCUAGCUCUGUUAGUGAUGUAAACACAAGCCACAAAGGGAAUAAUACAACACCAAAGAACCCAGGUCAAAACGCCAAGACACGUGAUGACUUUCUGGGACAGGUGGACGUCCCCUUGAAUCAGAUCCCGACAGAAAAUCCUAAUUCAGAAAGGCCAUACACAUUCAAGGAUUUUCUGCUUCACCCACGAAGCCACAAGUCCAGAGUCAAAGGUCAUCUGCGCCUCAAAAUGACUUACCUGCCAAAAAACCCAGACUCAGAGGAGGAAACGGCAGAUCAGACUGAGGAUCCUGGUUGGGAGUUUCUGGAGUCUCAGGACAUGUCAGGUCCCAGACAAAGCCAGCUUCUGCCUGCUCUGCCCCCUGGCUGGGAGGAGAGGCAGGACAACCUGGGAAGAACCUACUAUGUCAAUCAUGAGAGCAGAACCACACAGUGGCAACGUCCCACAAUGCAGGACAGUGAUGUGGAGAUGCAAAGAAGACAAAACAAUAAUACAGAGGUAGAGCAGGCUUUUAUUACUCGCAGACAGAUCUCGGACCAUGAUGAGAACAACACGAGAGAGUCUCCCGAGAGCUGGGAGAUCAUUGCAGAGGACGAGUCCACCUUGUAUCACCGCAACAACCAGUUCACACCGUCUUCGCCCUGCAUGCCUGUGACUGAGUUCCCCUCGCUCUCUGAUGAUCUGAGAAACGUUCACGUUUCAGGGGCCACAGCAAGCGAGCCGCACACCUCCCAUAGAAAUCAAGCUACUGUUUCAAGCCAUUCCAGUCUCAGAGGAAGUACCCGCUCUUCAACAGGCGAGGAGCAUCCUGUUAAUCCUGUGCUGCUUCCAACCUCAGCUGGGCUGCCACCAGGCUGGGAGGAGAAGCGAGACAAUAAAGGACGACGCUACUAUGUGAACCACACCAGCCGAACCACUUCAUGGGCACGACCCACGCUGCAGAAAACCUCAGAGGUCCCAGCAGCAGAAGCAGCAGCAUCAACAGCAUCAGCAGCUCAGAGUGCUGCAGGUUUACCUCAGAGCUCCUCUCUGUCCCAACCAUCUGCCUCCCCUGAGGAGUCUCCUCAGCACACUCCAAACACUGAGCCCACAUUUGAAUCUGGCUUCCUGCCAACUGGUUGGGAGGUUCGCAGUGCUCCCAGUGGUAGACCCUUUUUCAUCGACCACAAUACAAAGACUACGACCUGGGAAGAUCCCAGGCUAAGGAUUCCUGUGCAGCAGAGAAGGAGAGUGUCACUUGACCCAGCUGACCUCGGCCCUCUGCCACCUGGAUGGGAGGAGAGGGUCCAUACUGAUGGGAGGAUAUUCUACAUAGAUCACAACACCAGGACCACGCAAUGGGAAGAUCCCAGAUUACAAAGCUCAGCUAUAACUGGACCAGCAGUGCCUUAUUCCAGAGAUUAUAAACAGAAGUAUGACUACUUCCGGAAAAAGCUGAAGAAGCCGGCUGACAUCCCAAACCGUUUUGAGAUGAAGUUGAGAAGAAAUGCCGUGCUGGAGGAUUCAUAUCGACGCAUCCUCUCAGUUAAGAGGGCAGACCUGCUGAAGGCACGACUGUGGGUGGAGUUUGAGGGAGAAAAGGGACUGGACUAUGGUGGUGUGGCCAGAGAGUGGUUCUUCCUCAUGUCUAAGGAAAUGUUCAACCCAUACUAUGGACUGUUUGAGUAUUCUGCCACGGACAACUACACACUGCAGAUUAACCCUAACUCAGGUUUAUGUAACGAGGACCACCUGUCCUACUUCAAGUUCAUUGGCCGUGUGGCAGGCAUGGCCGUGUACCAUGGCAAACUGCUUGAUGCUUUCUUCAUUCGGCCUUUCUACAAGAUGAUGCUGCAGAAGUCGAUCAUUCUCCAGGACAUGGAGUCCGUUGACAGUGAAUAUUUCAACUCCUUGAUGUGGAUUUUGGAGAACGACCCAACAGACUUGGAUCUGAGAUUCACCAUUGAUGAAGAGCUGUUUGGACAGACUCACCAGCAUGAACUGAAGCCAGGUGGUGCAGAGAUUGUCGUCACCAAUGAAAACAAGAAGGAAUACAUCCAUCUGGUGAUGCAGUGGAGGUUUGUGAACAGGAUACAGAAGCAGAUGACUGCCUUCAAAGAGGGAUUCUUUGAGUUGAUACCACAAGAUCUGAUCAAGAUCUUUGAUGAGAAUGAGCUUGAGCUGCUCAUGUGCGGUCUUGGAGAUGUGGACGUCAAUGAUUGGAGAGAGAACACCAAAUACAAGAAUGGCUACUGCUCCAACCAUGUCGUUAUCCAGUGGUUUUGGAAAACGGUGCUAUUGAUGGAUGCAGAAAAGCGAAUUCGCCUCUUGCAGUUUGUGACAGGAACGUCAAGGGUCCCAAUGAAUGGCUUUGCUGAACUCUAUGGGUCUAAUGGACCACAGCUGUUCACCAUUGAGCAGUGGGGAACACGUGAUAAACUCCCUCGAGCCCACACAUGCUUUAAUCGACUGGACCUGCCUCCUUAUGAGUCUUUUGAGGAACUGAGGGAGAAACUUCACAUCGCCAUCGAGAACGCACAAGGCUUUGACGGGGUGGAUUAGUGCCUCUGCUGAAAUGAUCUGGACUGACAUUACUUCCGUUAUGUGGAAACAAGCUGUGCGUCAGACUCUGGUCUUAACCUGCUAGUUGUGUGACAGAUGAAGGACAGUCACACAAUGGACAGAAUGGACAAGAAAUCUGAAUUGAGGGCGGUAUUUAAUCUCUCUGCAUGUUCUCAAGUUUACAAAGCAAAUAUGCAAAGCUAUAUACUGUAUAAUCAAAACAAAAUCAAAACUUUUUCAUUUGGGCUGAAUUCUUCUCCCUUUAAAAAUGUUCCUCGCUUCAGGUGCUUGUGAGAUAUCUUCACAGAGUAGCAAAUGAAUUUAGUUUGGUUUCCCAGAACUUUUCAUUUCCUUGCAUUUUAGGUCUGGAAUGAGUGGACCAUGGGUCAGAAGCCCACUGUGACAUCCCAAAUCCCUUUAAACAUGGCCCAACUGGAUCAGUAUUAGAAUAAAGUUAAAAAGUUUUAUUAAAAAAAUUCAAAGUUGAAGACAACAACGUGUAAGAAGCGAAACCUGGAUAUUAGAAAUUCAGCCUAAAUAAAACAGCUGUGAAGAUAAUUUCUUUCUUUAAUUAUUCUUUCCUAUCAUUUAAAUUCUACACAUGAUCAUACAUUUUUCAUUCCAUCAUACUAAAAACACUGAUGCAAAUCCCAAACAUAUAUGCACCUCCAUACCAUUUGUAGCACAAAAUUUGCAGUCUAUAUGCAAGUUUGAGAGGCUACUCUUAAAGCAAGCAUGUCAUUUAAUCAUUAUAGUAGUGAUGUAUCAAUACCAGGACCAGUAACAGGCUGAACUAAUUACACAUUAGUUUGUAUUUGUGUAAUCCACAGAUCCAAGGACGUGACUGCAUUGUUAGAUUGUGCUGAAAUAAUAUGCAGAAUUGUACAUAUUGAGAUGAGAUAAUUGAAUAGCAUUUGAUUUCAUUUCAUUUUUCAGUACGUAUUCAAUAUAUACUGUACAAAUAUACUGUACAUACAAAUAGGACUUUACCUUCUACAAAAUGAUAAAGCAUUUAUUAAAACUGUUAAAAGUAAUAUUGACAAAUUGGUUAUUGGUGCACCUCGACAUUAUAUGUACUUUUUUGUUUCAUUUAUGAUGAGUAGCCACUCAUACACUUGACUGUGUAUCAGAGGAGUAACAGUCUCGAUUUCAUAAAAAGGUCUGUACGCUGUCUAAAACAUAAAUAGAACAGAAUAUGCCAAUCCUUUUUGACUUAAUUGACUCAAUUAAAAACAGUACAAAGACAAUAUAUUUGAUGUUUGAAUUUAAUUCCAGCAACACAAACACGUUGGGACAGGGACAAGAAAAGACUGGGAGAGUUUUGUGCUGCUCAGAAAACACCGGUUUGUAACGUCCCACGUGUAUGCAGGUUCACUGGUAACAAAAGGAGCAUCUUCUGGAGGCGAGGGUGCUGCGAGGUUCGACACUUUGUCAAACGCAUGAUUGUAUAAAGGAUAUUACUACACGGACUUUGUUUGUUUUUGGGUUUUUUAUGCUUUGUACAGAAUCGACAGAAUGAUCGCGUUCUGUUUUUAUUUACAUUUUAGACAGCGUCCAAACUUUUUUUGAACCAGGGUUAUAUUGAAAUGUAUAUACAUAUUAUAUCUCAUGGCCAGUAGCUCUUAGAAACUUUAUCUGAUAGACUGGCCUUAUCAUAUAAUUUUGCGUAGUUGAUUAAAUAUUAGAAUUUGUUGCCUUUUAUCAAUGAGUGAUAAUGUUUUGUUCUACUCAUCAUGGGUGUCUAAUUGCAGCACAGUGCUCUAUUUUUAAGAGUACAACUUUAAAAUUUGUUUUGUUGACAAAAUGUGUACAGAUUAAUGUCCAUUCAAAAAUGAGUAAUCACUUGUUAUACCUUUGUAGGAAAGUAACUGUACUUAAGCAGUUAGUUUUAACGUUUUCUCAAUGGUAAAACGUGUUUACACUACCUGCCAUGUUUACAGGUUGUUGACAAAGGAAGAUGUCGUGUGCUGGUUCUUGUCUCUGACAACACAAUUUUAUACUUAUGCUUUUAUAAAGUGAAGCACUUUGUUAAUAUUGAUGAGUCUUACUUCUGAACUGUUUGAAUCUUUGCCGAUCUGUCACCUGCAGACUGCUUAAAUCGCUCUUUAAGAAAAGUGAUCCUAUGCUUCAAGUGCACAUGUGUUUAAAUGUUUACAUGUGAACAUUGGUGAAAAUAAGCACAUUCUCUUCUUUCACUUCUAUUUAAAAUGAAAUACAGAGGCCUUCUUUUGUAAUGUAUUGUAGACUUUGAUUGUUUAUUGAUGUUCUAAUCUCAAUGGAAGUACUGUUAUAUACCUAUUGUUGUCUACUGAAGAAUAAUUAAUUAUGAUGUAUCAAAUUUUGUCACAUAGAAUUUAAUUAUAACACCAAUAAGUGCAUUACAACAACAAAACAACAUGCAUGCAACAUAUAUACAACAGUGUGUGUGUGUGUUUGUGUGUAUAUACUGUAUAUAUACAUGCACACAAAAGGGUGGAAUGAACUCUAGCUGUUAAAUCCCAAUUUUAUCACCUAUAGUGCACCAAGUUAAAUAUAUUUGAAAAAUAAAGAAAUAUCAAAACAAUCA
Messenger RNA from Scatophagus argus, 10809 nucleotides. It is a transcript of the gene nedd4a, whose product is annotated as NEDD4 E3 ubiquitin protein ligase a. Gene Ontology annotation, biological process: regulation of dendrite morphogenesis; receptor internalization; neuromuscular junction development. NCBI's taxonomy places the organism in Eukaryota, Metazoa, Chordata, Actinopteri, Scatophagidae. Gene Ontology annotation, molecular function: ubiquitin protein ligase activity; sodium channel inhibitor activity; protein binding. The record is from RefSeq and is a predicted model, not a curated record. The coding region runs from base 4449 to 8243 and encodes 1264 amino acids. The transcript is spliced from 25 exons.